GUCGGGGCGGUGUAUGACCCGGAUGUUGGUGGUGGUUGUCCGCGGGGUGUGACCCGGAUGUUGGUUGUCCGCGGGGUGUGAGACCCGGAUGUUGUUGCUGCCUCUCCUGUUUCCGGCAGCGGUUUCAAUGACCGCCGGGGGCCGGUCGGUGACAUAAACGGUGGGAACAGCUGACGAACAGCAGGAGAUGUCGAGCUCAGAAGAUGACAAUGAUUAUGAACCUUCUAUUAGAAGCUUGGAUACAUCAGAUGAGAGUGCAAGCUCGUCUGAUAAUGGCUAUUCUCUCUCAAGUGAGGAGGAGGAGGAGGAGGAUGGACGAAUUUGGUGUCGACAUGUGGUGUCGGAAGAAUGCAUGCUUCCUCCACCACCACGCUUCCCAUUCACUGGAAAUCCUGGAAUAUCAAUUGAUCAAGACACAGCUGAUAUGACUCCUUUGGAUUUUUUUAGUCUUUUAUGUGACAACAGAAUUAUUGAUCGAGUUGUGGAUGAAACUAAUCGCUUUGCUGAACAAAUUGGAGAAAGAGAUUGUAUGUGGCGCCCUGUAACAAAGGCAGAAAUUUGUGUGUUUUUCGCCUUGAAAAUGCUUGGGGGUAUUGUGAAAAUGCCAGAUCAAGAAAUGAACUGGUCGAAAGAUGAACUACUUGAAAGACCAAUUUUUCGGAAGCUGAUCAGUUUGAAACGCCAUAAUAAGAUAAAACAGUAUCUUCAUUUUGUGAAUAAUGAAACUUUUGAUGCAGAAACACAUCCCAACCCAAAAUUGUAUAAAGUUUAUGAUGUGUUUAUGAUGUUUAGUGAGAACUUUAUGAAAUGUUAUACCCCUAACCAAGAUUUAUCUAUAGACAAAAGCCUUAUGCUGUUCAAGGGAAGGUUAGGAUGGGUGCAGCACAUACCUCUAAAAAGGAGGAGGUUUGGAGUGCAGUAUUUUUUUUUGUGUGAAGCAAAGACUGGAUAUGUGUAUAGAGUAAUCAUUUAUGUUGGCAAAGGAACACAGUUUGACUCAGAAUAUAGUGAAUAUCCCAUGAGUUCUCGUGUUGUGUUGUCUCUGAUGAAGCCUUUACUUGGUAAAGGUUAUUGUGUUACUGUGGAUAACUUUUACACUAGUCCGCAAUUAGCUGAUACUCUGGUUAGUCACUACACUGAUAUUUAUGGAACUCUCCAUUUGAAUAGAAAGGAAGUGCCUGACCAGCUGAAAAGGGCAAAAUUGAAAAAAGGGGAAGUUGCAGCAUUUCAGAGAGGUAAGGUAAUGAUUCUUCGUUGGAAGGACAAGAAGGACGUUACAAUGCUUUCAACCAUUCACAACCCCAUUAUGAAGGAUGUUGAGACAAGACAAGGGCCUGUGAAGACACCAACAGUUGUAUAUGAUUACAAUUUUACAAUGGGUGGAGUUGACAAGGUGGACCAACAACUAGUAGAUUAUCCCAUCACAAGGAAAUGGGGUAAGAAAUAUUACAAGAAAGUCUUCUUCCAUUUGAUGGAUCUUGCGGUAUGGAAUUCUUACAUCUUGUACAGUGUAGCAGUCACUGAGGCAGGAAAAAAAGCCCUCACACACCUGAAAUUUCGUAUGCAGAUUAUACGAGAUAUCAUCGCAAAAUAUGGGGCAGAUUUACAAACUACUAAAGUAGUAGGGAGACCUUCGACUUCACCAGGAUGUUCGCGUUUUACACCAGGACAUUUUCCAAUGGAAGUCCCAGCAACAGAAAAGAAGACAAAUCCAACAAGAAAAUGUGCAGUGUGUUGUCUGAAACGUGACCAUAGAGGGAAACCAGUCAGGAAGGAGUCACGAUAUAUGUGUAGACUCUGUAAUGUACCUUUAUGUGUAGUACCAUGCUUUGAAAAAUACCAUACCAAAUAAUCAUUCAUAAAAUGCCAGAGAAAGUAAAAUGUAUGGGAAGAUGAGGUAAAAUGAAAGAUAAAAUAAGUACAAUAUUUUAUUUACAUUUACUUUUGGUUAUGAAAAUUGAAAAAAAAAUUUUUUGAGAAGACAUGCUUAAAAAAAGUAAAAUAAAUGUGUAAUUCCCCUUUACUUUAGGUGAUAAAGUUGGGAAAAAAAGCAACAAAUUAAAAAUAAAUUUAAAUAUAUGGGAAGACUAGUUAUCUCGUUUUUGCCGAAAAUGGUAUCUUCAAAUUAAAAUUUCAAGUAAAAUAUUGGAAAUAGAUAAAAACAAAAGUUAUUUCCAUAAUCAGCAUUAAAAAUACUAUAAAAAAUAUUUAAAAAUUCGUCUGAAAAUGAAACGUUUUCUCCAAAUAAAACUCGCCGGGGAAGGGGUUAAAUUGUGAGCCAAAACCCAUUUCUUUUAGUUUAUCCUGUCCUCCACUCCCCCCAUUCCACUUAAGUUCUUUCAACUCUGGAGACACACCAUUGUUCUGUCAUUCUCACAUUCUGAUCACCUAACCCGAACUGUCAACAGCUUUUUUCCAUCAACAUCCUGCACCCUCUGCCCCCACCUCUAUCCCGCUCAAACUGUAGCAUAAAUGCUGUCCCUUCCACACUUCACUUCACUUCACUUCCGCUGUGAUGAAAAGCCAUUUAGACUUGAAAGGUUAGCUUGCUGUCUGUCCAUGGGUGCUGUAUUUCCAGCAAUUGUCGUUUUCUGUUGGGUAAAGAUUGGGCAGGCUUUAUCGCUUUUUCUCUUGAAAGGAGAUUCUUGAUGGGCUAUUUGAAUGACUUUUUUUUUAAUAUUAUGAAAGUAUUCAAUAGACAUAGAAGACCAUUUUCCAGUUGUGGGAAGAACAAAAUUGGAGGCUGUAGAUAAAAGGUAAUUAUUAAGGAACUAAAUGGAGAAUUCAGAAGAAGCUCUUGGGGAGUGAUGAGAAUAUGGACCUUGCCGCCACAGGGUGUAAUUGAGGUGACUAAUGUGAAUGCAUCUAAGGGGGAUCUUAGGUAAGUAUAUGAGGGAGAAAGGAAUCAGGCUUAUGCUGAUGAAAUUGGAUGAGAAAGCAUGAGAAGAAGCUUGAGUAAAAUAGAAAUGGACUGUUUGGGUCCAGUUAGCUGUUUCCGUGCUGUAUGUUCCAAGUAAUUCAAUGCCAUAUGCAUGGACCCAAAUAAAGGGGAAGGAUAAUUAAAUUCAAUAUUGAGGACUAAUAGAUUUCAGGACUGUGACUUUUGAGAACAAGGGUCAAAGUGAGCCACAUAAAAUGGAUGACCUUGUCCUCCCGUUCCAGUAGCCCCAUAUCAGUCAAAACAAGCACUCAGACACACUAUGGCUCUACCUUCUUUACCUUUAUUCCGAGCCAUGGAGAGAAAGCGAUCGCCCAUGUACACAAAGACGAGUUCUCAGUCUUCUCUCAAACAGCAGAUUCUUAAGGAAUUAUAUAGUCCUCUCCAGGAAGCAGCAUCCAAA
Molecule: messenger RNA, 3341 nt
Organism: Chiloscyllium plagiosum (whitespotted bambooshark)
Lineage: Eukaryota; Metazoa; Chordata; Chondrichthyes; Orectolobiformes; Hemiscylliidae
Source: RefSeq, a predicted model, not a curated record